This is a messenger RNA of Gossypium raimondii (Peruvian cotton), 1893 nucleotides long. RefSeq lists its product as uncharacterized. Lineage: Eukaryota; Viridiplantae; Streptophyta; Magnoliopsida; Malvales; Malvaceae. The coding region runs from base 196 to 1728 and encodes 510 amino acids. The transcript has 11 exons. Gene Ontology annotation, biological process: ubiquinone biosynthetic process; xanthophyll biosynthetic process; carotene biosynthetic process. The record is from RefSeq and is a predicted model, not a curated record. Gene Ontology annotation, cellular component: mitochondrion. Gene Ontology annotation, molecular function: FAD binding; oxidoreductase activity, acting on paired donors, with incorporation or reduction of molecular oxygen, NAD(P)H as one donor, and incorporation of one atom of oxygen; 2-octaprenyl-6-methoxyphenol hydroxylase activity.
CUUGGGAGAGGGAGAUUUGAGCUAAGCAGCGAGUCGGGAGGGAGACAGAGUCGAGUCGACUCGAGUGAAGCUACUCGCUGUUUCAAUCAAACUUUCAAAUCUUUUGAAGCCAAACCUAAUCCAUCAGGAGAGAGAUUUUUGUAUCAUUUAAGAAAAGAAAAAAGAUCUCAACAAGUUCACAGCAGCAUUUCAACAAUGAACAGGAUUAUCUGCUGUAAUAAUAGGAUUUUUGCAACAAAAGCUGGCUCAAAUGUUUAUAGAUUGAGAAUUCCUUGGAGGCCACUUUCUAAUGAUGCUGCCCCACUAUUAUCUAGCCAAAAUGCUGGAAACCCUGAAAAAGAGAGUGAAGCUAAACAAUAUGACAUUGCAAUUGUUGGAGGUGGCAUGGUUGGCCUGGCCCUCGCUUGUUCCUUAGCUAGUAGACCGCUAACAAGACACUUGAAUGUUGCCAUCAUUGAUAGCAAUCCGGCUUUGGGGAGAAAACACUUCAUUAAGAAAGAAGACCUCCCUGACCCAAGGGUCAGUACAAUUACACCUGCGACUAUAUCUUUCUUUAAAGAUAUUGGUGCUUGGCAAUUUGUUGAGCAGCAUCGACAUGCCUACUUUGAUAAGAUGCAGGUUUGGGACUAUACUGGUUUAAGUUAUGCAAAAUACAAUGCUAGGGAUGCAGACAAAGAAGUACUCGGGUGCGUUGUGGAAAAUAAGGUGCUACUUAGUUCUCUGCUGUCGCGUGUGCAGGAAACAGAUUUGCCGAAGAAAAUAUACCCAUCAAGAUUGAAUUCAAUGUCUAUACUACCAAAUUCUUCAUCCUCGGAAGUUGACAGCACAUUAUCGAUGACAGCAUUGUUUACUCAUGGGCGUUUAGCAAAGUUAGAACUGGAGGAUGGCAAUAGCCUAUACGCGAAGUUGGUGGUAGGAGCAGAUGGGGGCAAAUCACGAGUUAGAGAGUUAGCAGGAUUCAGAACAACGGGAUGGAACUACUCACAGAAUGCCAUCAUAUGUACAGUUGAACAUGAUGUAGAAAACCAUUGUGCAUGGCAGAGGUUUCUACCUUCUGGUCCGCUUGCUCUUCUGCCUAUAGGUGAUAAGUUUAGCAAUAUCGUUUGGACUAUGAGCCCGAAAGAGUCAUCAGAGUUUAAAUCAAUAACCGAAGAUAACUUUCUGAAAGCUGUAAAUCGUGCUCUGGAUUAUGGUUAUGGUCCUCAUCCUACACCAAGCAUAUUGGGUAGUUCAGACUUAUUUUCUUGGCUCAAAGGAGGUAUCUCCAAGUCUGCUAAUGAUUGCUUUGAAAUCCCACCAAAAGUAAUCAAAUUGGCCUCUGAAAGAAUGGCUUUCCCAUUAUCCUUGAGGCAUGCCAACGACUAUGCGUCAAAGCGCGUUGCUCUAAUUGGCGAUGCAGCUCACACUGUACAUCCUUUGGCAGGCCAAGGAGUUAAUUUGGGUUUUGGAGAUGCAUCUACUCUUUCCAGUGUCAUUUCUGAGGGCAUUGCAGUAGGAGCGGACAUCGGGGAGGUAUCACUACUGAAGAAAUACGAAGCAGAUCGAAAACCAGCGAAUGUGAUGAUGAUGGCAGUACUGGAUGGUUUUCAAAAGGCAUACUCAGUUGAUUUUGGUCCAUUAAACAUUUUAAGAGCUGCUGCAUUUCAUGGGGCUCACCAUAUUUCACCACUUAAAAAGAGCAUCAUCUCGUAUGCGUCGGGGGAGACGAGAUUGCCACUAUUUGCCUAAAGAAGACCGUCAUCAAAAUAAUCACUGAUAAAUUAGGUUUAGAGUGUUUUUUUCCUUGUACAGGAGUAAAUUGUUUUCAGCAAAGCUUUUACGAAUAAUAUGAGACGAAUUGCAUUAAACAGCUCGGUUAUUGAACAAGUAGAAUUCAAAUAUAUUUUGAUUUAA